GGAUGGAUAUGUCAAAAAAUUAGUUGAAGAAGUUACUUUAAAAAAAUAAAAUGGAUAAUCCGUGUAAACCUCCCAUCGAAGAAAAACAUUACAACUGUCCUCGGAUAGUGGAAACAAAUUUAAAAAGUGAUUCAAAACGCGGUGAGGUCCGCCAAGUAGAAUGCGGGAAAGGAUUUGGUUUGUUUGGUGGAAAAAAAAAUGAUGAACCACCACCACCUCCACCACCGGUGCCAGAAGAAGACAUGUCUCCUCCGCCAUACUCCGACUUGGGCAAAAAAGCCAAAGAUGUGUUCAACAAGGGCUACCAUUUCGGUCUGAUCAAACUCGACUGCAAGACAAAGUCCAGCUCGGGGGUGGAGUUCAGCACGGGGGGCACGUCCAAUCAGGAGUCGGGCAAAGUGUUCGGUUCGUUGGAGACCAAGUACAACGUCAAGGAAUACGGUCUAACCUUCACCGAAAAAUGGAACACAGACAACACCCUAAGCACCGAUUUCACCGUUAAGGAUCAGGGUUUGGAGGGCCUGAAACUUGGUGCCUGCUUAGAUUUCGCACCACACACAGGACAGAAGACCGGAAACGUUAAAGCCGCCUUCCAGAACCCCCAGGUGGCGAUAAACGCCGACGCCGAAUACACCCCGGAAGGUCCCAAGGUCCUCGGUUCGGUCGUGUUGGGCUACCAGGGCUGGUUGGCCGGCGCCCAGGCCGGUUACGACAUCAACAACAACAAGCUGACCAAGAACAACUUCGCCCUGGGUUUCAGCUCCGGCGACUUCACCCUACAUACCAAUGUCGAUUGGAUUAGUGACGACGGGCAGGAGUUUGGCGGCUCCAUCUACCAGAAGAUCAACCCCAGCCUGGAGACGGGCAUCUCCCUCAACUGGUCGUCGGGCAGCAGCAACACGAAGUUCGGCAUCGGCGCCAAGUACGACCUGGACAAGGACGCGGCGGUACGUUUCAAGGUCAACAACGCCAGCCAGAUCGGUCUGGGAUAUCAGCAGCGUCUGCGCGAAGGUGUCACUCUUACUCUGUCCACCCUGAUCGACGGGAAGAACUUCAACCAGGGCGGUCACAAAAUCGGUUUGGCCCUAGAAUUAGAGGCUUAAACACUCUCCUCGUUCCACGUUAUACACUAGACCCCACUUGCGUAUUAAGCCGCUGUAUUGUAGAUAAUAUAUAAUUGUUUUACUGGAACAUUUAGUAUUAAAAAGAUACAAUUUUUUUUGUAUGUUUUCUUCAUUCAAAUCGGACACUUUAACAGACUACAAUAUCGUAUAGGGAUCGUCGUGUGUGUAACAAAACGAUACGGGCAGAUCCCUUUUCUUUCUCGGUGGGUAUUUGUUUUCAUUUCAAAAGGGCAAAGGGACUGGUAGUAAGAGUAUAUACUAUAUAUAAAAAGGCGAGUUAAUUUAUAUGUCUCUGUUAUACAGCUACACGAUUAUUUUUGUCCAACCUGAUUUUUUUGUUUUUAUAAAUACUUAUGUAUCGCAAUACCUUUUUUGCUUUAAAACAAAUCUUUAUUGUUAAUAAAGAAGUUUAAUUUCUAAA
Sitophilus oryzae (rice weevil) is the source of this 1545-nucleotide messenger RNA. RefSeq names its product voltage-dependent anion-selective channel-like. Gene Ontology annotation, molecular function: voltage-gated monoatomic anion channel activity. The record is from RefSeq and is a predicted model, not a curated record. The transcript is spliced from 5 exons. Gene Ontology annotation, cellular component: mitochondrial outer membrane. NCBI's taxonomy places the organism in Eukaryota, Metazoa, Arthropoda, Insecta, Coleoptera, Curculionidae. The coding region runs from base 51 to 1103 and encodes 350 amino acids. Gene Ontology annotation, biological process: monoatomic anion transmembrane transport.